UGAGGUAUUGGAAUCUCUUGGGGUUAUGAAAAUUGCAACAUAUAUGAUGGGAUCGGCUCGGCACCAGUGUGCAAAUGAUAAUGGGAAGCGUGGUAGGGCUGAUCAGGUGGACGAUCCUGACUAUAUACUAUCAAAUGAUGAGGAUGGUCAUGGCUAUAACAGUGAGUCUGAUGACUCUUUCAAGCAAGAUGACAUAAAGAUACCACCAGGUGGUCUACCAGCACAAUCGCAUAUAGAGCCACAAUGUGGUGCAACUCUGAUCCCUGAGAGGGUCACCCGAUCAACACCUCAUCCUAGCAUGGAAAGCCAAGCCUCACUGCCUCCCAUUGCUCAGCCACAAAAUGAGGUGCUACCUGAGAACAAUGGCGAAAUCAAUAGACCUACCCGUGGACCUACGCGAGGCAUUCAAGCUCAGGGACUCAUUGACAAACAAGGAAAGCUUCCAGUUCCCAUUCCACAACUAUUCCGUGCGCCGGUAGGAAAGCAUGCUACUCAAUUGGCAUCAAGGAUUGGUGUCGAGGUUCGCACACAUGCGAUAAACGUUGGCGUCCCUAGGUGGAAGGCAGUAGAUGAGAGUGAUAAAGCGCCUAUACUUCAGCGUAUAAUGGUAAACUCUGAGUAUUUCCAGCAGUUAAUCUUUCAUUUGCAGUACCUCUUUUUCAUUUGCGGCUGCUCUCUUUCAUUUGCAGCACACGAUAAGUUUGACUUGCCAGGAGAUCCAAUCGAUGUUGAAAAGGCAGUGGCAACACAAUGUGUACGGAGGUUGAGCAAUCACAACUUCGCUUUGCACAAAAAGUACAAGAAACUUAAAGAAACGACGGGGGAAGAGUACGCUAGAAACAACCCACCAGCUUGUGUCAAUCCAGAGUAG
This is a messenger RNA of Rhododendron vialii, 871 nucleotides long. RefSeq lists its product as uncharacterized. The record is from RefSeq and is a predicted model, not a curated record. The transcript has 4 exons. NCBI's taxonomy places the organism in Eukaryota, Viridiplantae, Streptophyta, Magnoliopsida, Ericales, Ericaceae. The coding region runs from base 26 to 871 and encodes 281 amino acids.